AUGAUCGACAAUCAUCUCAGAAUGGAAAGCAUGCGAUCGCGGGUGCCACGUGAGCGCUGCUGCACAUUUGGUCUGAAGCGCAGGCAGUUCCUUCGUCAGUCGGUGGAGUAUUGCCACGGCAAGCCAUCGUCCAGGCAUGCUCCCGGUGCCGGAGAUCUCACCCUGAAGAUCUCGUUCCCACCCCUUCCGGUUGUCGCCUUGCUAAGCAGCAGCGAGCUGCCAACGCGCUUCAGGCACCAGAGGCACCUGUCCAGCCGCCGGGCUGAGCUUAUUUGGCAAGCGCUUGCAGAGGCUGCGCCGAGAUUUGUUCUCGUGGUAAAGGAGUCGGAGCCCCUUGUGACGGCGCAUGGCUGUGUCAACGCUCGUCGUUUCAGAUCCUAUCGAGUGAGGCCCACUCUGGUCGGUUGCCAGAGCCAUCGCCAGAGCGACAAGAAGGACUAUGUAGUCGCCGGUGUCGCAAAUUUGCGGCGAAGCUUAGAACGCCAGCUUGAUCAUCCCCGCAGUGAACGGUUGGACCUCUUACUGGAGGAGGCGAAGAAGCUUUCUGCCGAUUUGCAGCCGUUCGUGUCCUUGUCCAACGAGUUCAAAUCAAAAUGGGAUUCGCAGAAGGCUGCGAUCCUGUUUCAAAAGAAGACUGAAAUCGAUGCGCAUCUUCAGCGAGAAGACGACAUUGCACAAGCCGAGUUCGCCAAGACAGCAGAAGUGGAGCUGCGUGCCCUCGCCACGGCUGAGGAGCAGCGUGGUGGCACGGCCCGUUCGCAGGAACUCGAGGCGAUCCUUCGUCAAGCAGUGGAGACUUGGCGGGUGGAGGUUCACGGCGCCAGCCUCGUGAACAAGACCGAUGUAGAGAAGGCCGUCCGACAGUGCUUGGCACGGGUGGUUGCGUGGACUUCGACGCAGGAACAACGCAUGGUGGCCACUUGGAAGGAGACUGCUCGGCAGCUGGUGUUGGAAGUCCACAAAGUGGAUGCGAACAGCUUCCAAGCGCUGGAAGACACGUUGUCCGCACGCAGGGCCAUCGUGGAUGAUCUUCUGACACGCCAGCGACGAGAACUGACAAAUGCAUAUCGACAAAUGCAGGACAACCUAACCCACAAGACGCGCGAGAUGCUGCAGUCAGACCGUGAAGUUCAGCGGAAGAGGGACAGCAAGGCAGACCGCAGGCUCAUACUAAAGGAAGCCCAACAAGCAGCCAGAAGCAGAGCGGAGGUUGCCAAGGCAGAGUCUCUCAAGGCCUUGGAUGCCCACACUCAGCUAUGCUGCUCAAAAGUGGAUCGCUGGGCUUCUCUGUUCCUGCUGAAGAAGUCGCUCCUUCAAGAAGUAAUCGGAGAGAUUGGUCCAACGCUUGCCGCCAACCUCGAUGAUGAGCUGCGAACUACAGUGGCUCAGAUUCGGCAGCGGCAGAGCCAAAGAGUUGGCGAUGCCGAAGAUCCUCGUCAGCUUCGAGGAGUGGCCUCAGAAGAUCAGUUGGAAGACGGAGAACGGCCAACUGAAGCCAGCCCUGAAGAAAGUGCGGAGCUGGAAGCGAUGCGACGCAGUCGAAUGAGCCACGAGCUGAAAGAUCUGAAGGAUGAAGUUGAGGCGAUGCUUGCGGCUUCGAGGGAUCGGAAGUCUUGGAAAAAGGACAUAGACGAGGCUGCGGCGAAGGGCUUGAUCCUACUCCAAGAUGCCAAAGCUGCUUUGGAGGUUCAGUCGCAGAUUUUCCAAAAGGCCGAUGGAAGCCAAGCCGAUGACAGGUGGCUGAAGGAAACAGUAACCGGACUGUCAAAUUGCACUCAAGGCUUCCAGGCAGAUCUCGUCCCAAAGUUCGAAGAUGUAUCCAACCUUAAGUUGAUGUGCAUCAAGAAGCGCCACGACUACCUGGGCCAACCUGUCCAGAAGCUGGAGCAGAGCUUGCUCGAUGCGGAACGGGAGAUCUUGAAGUCGAUCACGAGGCUGGCCGCCGAAGCCGAGGCCCUGUCGGAGAUUGGCCGGGCCAUCCAUCAGAAAACGGCGGCUUUGGCUCCAGUGGCCAGCUCCUGGCGCAAGGCAGCCACUGCAGCGCUCAGCAUUGUGCAACGGCUUUGGCAGCUGGCGAAAACGAGCCCUGAAGAGCAGAAGAGCUUUUUCACUCGACUCCUUGCUGUCCUGGUUUCCGAAAGCGCGGUGGGGAGGGGAGGCAAGGGAUUCCUGCGCUUCGAGGGCGAAGACGAGCUCAGCCGAUUUCGGCAGAGGUGGGAGCACAGCCUCUCAGGUAUCGUCCCGGAACUCGCCCCGUGGCCAAGGCCCGGGCUCGCGACGCACAUCGAGUACCUGUGUGUCUCCGCGGAGAGAGAAGGCCCAGAUGGCCCAGGACAAGCCGGCGAAGGCGGCGAAAGAAGCACCAAAGCCGUGCUUCUCACCGGCUUGGCCUGCAGCCGCCUUGGCCUUGGCUUCCCGCAGAUAUCUUUGCCCGAGAAGAGGCAAAUCCCUGUGCACGUAGCCCUCGGGGUGAUGGCCGAGGCAGAGAUGCCUGGAAUCGUGCAGAGUCUCCGCAUGACUGCAUCGCAUCCGCUCGCAGUAGAUCUCCAGAGAUGGAUGGCGUCAUGCGCAGAUCUGGCGCAGGUGCAGCUCUUGAGCGACACACCGACGAAAGCGCCUGCCCUGCGCAUUCCGCAGAGGGCUUUUUCCGAUGGGCCCAUACAACCACCUCGAGAGCCAGGUCUGACUCGCAAAGCGCACCGCUGCAAAGAGAAGGAGCGCAGCUGGCGCCGACAAAGUGACCUAAGCGUGAAAAGCCUUUCGACUUACUGCCCAGAGGACAGUGCGCAGAAAGUCUUGCUGGUCUUUCGGGGGAGGCAAAGACAGCCAGCAUUCGCUGAAAACCGAGCUUACAAUUCCGACCAUUCUUCACAGGAUCGUUCCGGCUUGGCCUACGACGAUCUCUUUGCAGAGAACAGGCUGAUGCUGAUCCCUGAUGGAUUUCUCAACUGA
This is a messenger RNA of Symbiodinium sp. CCMP2592, 2952 nucleotides long. The record is from the annotation of a GenBank genome assembly. Lineage: Eukaryota; Dinophyceae; Suessiales; Symbiodiniaceae.